Molecule: messenger RNA, 1675 nt
Organism: Eupeodes corollae
Lineage: Eukaryota; Metazoa; Arthropoda; Insecta; Diptera; Syrphidae
Gene: pall
Product: F-box only protein 28
Exons: 4
Coding region: 127-1404 (425 amino acids)
Biological process (GO): protein polyubiquitination
Molecular function (GO): protein binding
Source: RefSeq, a predicted model, not a curated record
UCCAUAUGUAAUUUUUCUGCCUUUGUUUGUGGUCGGUUAAUUUAUAAGUUUUGGAUUAAUGCAUUUUUGCCAAACUAAUGAAUUGCUUUCUAAUUUUUAACAAAGUAAACUAAAACCAAUUGAAAAAUGAAUAUACUCAAUUUACCAAAUGUGAUGCUGAUUCAAAUAUUUGAGUUCUUGCCGUACGAAGAAGUGGCCAAGAAACGUCUGAUUUGCAAAAAGAUCGACAUGAUUUGUCAACAUAUUCUUAAUUGCGGCUUUAAUAAAGUCGUAAAGCAACACUCGAUUAGUCUCAAAAGGAUCAAGGCGUUGCUGCCUCGUCGGGAGUCAGAGAGGAGAAAUCAUUGUCUAGCUCGCCAUGCAGAUAUACUUACUUGCAUAGAGACACGCAUCUCGAUGCUGUCAAUGACCUAUUCGAAGUACAUGGAUCUGAAUUUGUGCUGUUUUAUUCCGGGGCGCGUGUUGGAUGAAGUAUUUCGUAUUUUACGCCUUAUUUCGAAGACAUCAAAACCUCUGCGGCCGCAUGAAGUGCUGCAAGAGCUCAGAGAUAUAUCGUCGAUGGCUAUUGAACAUUUCGACGAGAAGAUUUCGCAUUCGUUAAAGAAAUCAUUUGUCGAUAGUAAUACAAUGUACCCGAAUAGCUCUUCAUCAGCGGGAUCAACAACUACUGCCACUGCAACUGGCUCUUCCAAGAGCGUGUGUUGUGACCAAAUGAGACAGAAAGUGAACAUUCUACUUGGAUUACAUCAAACUACAUUUGAACCCGUACAUUUUUCUGCUCAGGUUCAAUCAAAGGCGUCCCCAGUUGCUGCUAUAGAACAACAACCCACGACAACACAUGCUGAGGGCGGUGGACAAGUUUGUGAGGAGGCUCGUUCUACAAUGACGUACUUGAAAAAAAUGGAACAGGAAUACAAAAAGAAAUUCGCUAGGAUGAACAUAAUGCUGCAGGUACAGACAAAUCAAUCACGCCGUUUAAAUCAAAGUUUAGCAACAAUUAUUGAAUUGAAUGCACAAGUUAUUGAACUCAAAAAACGUUUGGAAGACAUGGAUGCCAAAAAUCGUGAAUUAUCAGCGAGUAUAAAGCAGCUUAAUGGUGAUUCAUCGGCUACGAAUACACCUCAGACCACUGCCACCACCAGCACUACAACCGUCGCUACCACCACCGCUCAAGAGUUUUCAAAGUCCGAAUUAUCGGCCGAUAUAACAUCCCAGGAUACCACCACAACCACCACCAGUGCCAAUCCAACAGAUGAUGAUGACGACGGUGAUGUCGAUGGCGAUGUAGAUAUUGAAUUUAAGGCCACAACUGUUAAACGUCAUUUAGAUGAAUUACCCCUUGAAGAGGAAAAUGCUUCUUCUAGCACAGAUCUCAACACAGCCAAAAAAUCUAAAAUUGAAUAAGCAUAAUAACUUGUGAGUUAACACACGCCCGUUGUGUGCACUGAAGCUGAUGUAUACCAUUUCCAAUUUGGAGGUAUACCUAAUAACUCUUAUGCUGCGAAAAUGUUUUUUAAACAAACUGCUAGACUUUUUUUUUCUUUUAACAUUAGACGCUAGUGAUUUAUUUAUCUACGUUAAAAUAUGCCUUAGACGAGUGAGAGAAUUUGUGCGAAAGUUUUAUUUUUAUUUUCGUGGUUGUUGUGUGAAUAAAAGGAUUAACAAAAACGAAAAU